ACUGAAAGCAUACGGUGAGCCAAGAAGCACAGAGAGGAGAAAAGUGGACAGCUCCAUCCUUAAGCGAGGAUAUCAGCUAUUCCCUCGGACAAGGAAUCCCCGCAUGGAGAGAAAGGGAACGACAGAAGACUGAGAGAUAAAAAGAAGAAAAAGGACGCACAGGAUCAGGGAAAGGAGAGAAAAGGGAAGAGUUUACAGCACGGCAAAGUGAUGCUUCAGUAUAAUCUGCUCCUGUUUGACAGAACUUGACAGCUCUCAAGGCAGGGACAGCUGUUUGGGCCAGAUAUUUAAGAAGAGGAGCAUUGAGAAGAAAUACCUCAGGGAUUUAACCAAAGAAACCCACACACACACAAGUAACACACCACUUAACCUUGCAACUGUGCCAUUUGGCUGAUGCCUCUAGAGAGACACGCAUCAGGCAUACACACCACGAACACUCAGUCCGUAUACCGUGUACCCAGCGGUGAGGUAACUCAGGUUAAAUGCCACUCAAGGACUUAACCUACACUUCAGUAUACCAGAAGUUUAAUCUUGUCCUUCUCAAGUCACAGUGCGGCCUGGAACUCAAGUCUACCACUGCAUGGAGCGUACCGUCACAUCCAAGAGCGGAAGCUACCACCUCCGUGUUCUUACUGGGAUUCCUGAGCGAGUGUGAAUGUCUCUAUCUGAGUCACUGACAUUCAGGGAGGCCGGGAGUACUAUUACAUUGUCAGCCAGUGCUUAUGCAUGUUUUAUUUGCGGUGAGGGGAAACAAGAGUCUUGCUGUGUCACCUGAUACAUUUGCUCCAUUGCUCGAGCCCUGACAGCAAGCCUCCUGUGGCUCGCACGCAUUAUCCGUCCGUCCAUCUAUUUAUCAAGUCCUUCAUCGAAAAAAGUUCUGGGACAUAUCAAAAGACUUCACGGUUGCCACCUACAGUAGAGGUUACAGCUGCAGGAUCAUCUCAGACAGAGGAGAAUUUCGGUAAGAGCCGUGGAGAUAAGACCGUGAGGAUUUUAUAGCAUCUAGGCAGCAACAACAGGAUCAAUCAAUAAACAGGAAGUCUUUUAGUUACUCAUUUUGAUGGACUCGUUCAGCUUAGCAGACACACUCCUUUGAAAACGGUCAUCAGGAUCCACAACAAAUCUUUGCUACCUAGCCACUUUGUUAGCAAGUAUACCUUCAGUAGCAACUCUGACGUCAACACCGACGGUUGUGGAGGUAGGCCCUUACAUUGUUGAGAAUGACAGACACUCUGAGGCCGCCAUCUCUCCGGGUACAGGUCCCACGGGAUGAUCCCAGCUUGGCCUGGUCCAGCUCCUCCACGCCCACCAUGAGGCGGCGCCGCUUGAAGAUGCGCCGAACAAAGAAGGCGACGAGCGAGCGCCUGGAAAACGGAUCCCUGAGACAUUCCGGCUCACGCUUAGCCUCCAAGGAGUACCUGCAGCUUCCUGCCAUUGAGAUCACACCAUCCAGCGAUGAGGACAUUCCAUGGUCCAACUGCUCUACACCCAGCGCCUCACCACGACGGAAACGCUUUCUGAUACGCAAGUGGCUGAAGGUUCGAGAGAAGAAGGAGCCAGCCAACGAAAGCAGCAGUCAGCCGAGCAGCCAGCAGAGCAGCCAUGAUGACGACUCCUCUCGCUUCCUGACUCCGUUUAUGCGCAGCACUGCCAGUAACUCAACCCGGAGCAGUCCCGCUUGCUCUCCGGUGUUGCGGAAGCGCUGUCGCUCGCCCACGGUGCCGAGCCUGGAGGGAGAGAACAUGGUGGAGAAGGGCUCUGAACACUCCGACACCUCCAAGUCGCCCUCUACCCCAGAGCAGCUGGUCACUCGGACAUACUCGGCUCAGUCCACGCGCAGCGGCUCUAAAAACUCCAAGUCUCACAAGCGACUGUCCAAAAAAAGUCAGAGCUGGUACAAUGUUCUCAGCCCCACCUAUAAGCAGCGAAAUGAAGACUUCCGGAAGCUCUUCAAACAGCUCCCGGAUACAGAGCGCCUCAUUGUGGACUACUCCUGUGCUCUGCAGAGGGACAUCCUCCUGCAGGGAAGACUCUACCUCUCCGAGAACUGGAUCUGUUUCUAUAGCAACAUCUUUCGCUGGGAGACACUACUGACAGUGCGUCUGAAGGAUAUCUGCUCCAUGACAAAGGAAAAGACGGCACGUCUCAUUCCCAAUGCCAUCCAAGUAUGCACAGACACGGAGAAGCACUUUUUCACAUCGUUCGGGGCGAGGGACAGGACGUACAUGAUGAUGUUCCGGCUCUGGCAGAACGCUCUGCUGGAUAAGCCCCUGUGUCCGAAGGAGCUGUGGCACUUUGUCCAUCAGUGCUAUGGUAACGAGCUCGGGCUGACCAGUGACGACGAGGACUACGUUCCUCCCGAUGAUGACUUUAACACUAUGGGUUACUCUGAAGAAAUCCCCGCUGAAGAGAACGAGGUCAGUAACGAUAACUCAUCUAAGAGCAGCGGAGAGAAUAAGCAGGACAGCAGCCCUCAAUCACACAAGAGGUCAAUCACACACUCCACCAUCACGUCCACGCCCAGCAGCACAGACCUGCCCCUGGCUUUUGCUAUUGCUUCUGAGGAGUACACGGACUGUCUGCCCGACCCGGAGCUCCUCACGUUGCCUCUGCUGGCUGACGAGAAGAGCUGUGAGUCUGCAGAGGGACAGCUGGGUCCUGUGUCUUCACCGUCUCUCGACUUCAACGAUAACGAAGACAUCCCGACCGAGCUCAGCGAUUCGUCAGACACGGACGACGAAGAAGUGGAGGUACAGGCGUUCCACGAUGACCUGAACGGCCGUCAGUACAUUAACGAGGUGUUUAAGUUCAGCGUGGAUAAGAUGUACUCCUUCCUCUUCACCGAGUCGCAGUUCAUGGCCGACUUCAUGGAGCAGCGCAGAUUCACAGAUGUAGUGUUUCAGCCUUGGAAGAAAGAGGAAGCAGGGAAUCAGAGGAGGGAGAUCAUGUACACCAUCUCACUCUCCAACCCACUGGCUCCUAAAACAGCCAACGUCAGCGAGACUCAGACUCUGUACAAAGCCAGCCAGGAGAAAGAGUGUUACAUCAUCGAUGCGGAAGUUGUCACUCAUGAUGUUCCUUAUCAUGACUAUUUCUACACACUCAACCGCUACACACUCACCCGCGUGGCCAAGAACAAGUGUCGGCUCAGGGUUUCUACAGAGCUGCGCUACAGGAAGCAGCCGUGGGGACUGGUGAAAGGUUUCAUCGAGAAGAACUUCUGGAGUGGACUGGAGGAGAACUUCAGGAGCCUCGAGCUCGAGCUGACGAAAGCCGAAGAGCUCAUGUUAGAAGCACACGGGCCGUCUCCGAAAACCAAAGCUCUGAAAAACUCCACCCUGAGGCGGAGAAAAAGACCCCUCCCCCACAUGCGUACGCCUCACAUGGAGGAGACGCUCAGCCCUGUGACCACACCCACUGACGAGGAGGUCAUCCAUAGAAUCAAGCACGUAUCAGCAGGCUCCACCCAAACGAGACACAUUCCCGAACACACCCCCGGAGGCGGAGCCUUCUGUAAACUCUCCAAACUGCUGCUUAUUAUCAGUUUCGUGAUCUGCAUAAGCCUGGUGCUUCUAGUUUUCCUGAACAUGAUGCUCUUCUAUAAGCUGUGGAUGCUGGAGUACUCCGCUCAGAGCUUAAUGACCUGGCAAGGCCUCCGUCUGGACGAGAGUAAAUUACCUCAGACGCAGGUAGAAUGGGCUCAGCUUCUAGAGUCUCAGCAGCGCUUCCAUGAAGCCGAACUACAGAAAUGGAGAGAGAUCAUCAAAUCAUCAGUUCUGCUGCUAGACCAGAUGAAAGACUCUUUACUGAGCCUGCAGAGAGGUGUAACUUUUAGAGACUAUGGCUCAGACUCAGACGAGAAGCGGACUCAUUACCACUGACACAUCCCCUGUAGAGCCACCAGGCGUCGCCGGGCAGCCCAGCGUCCAGUCCGUGUUCGAGUGUGUGUACAGAAUGCGCCUGUGCACUGCUGUUACACGAAGUGGGGGCGCAGAGAAAGAGAGGGGGAACGUUCACAGAGAAUCCAUACCUAGGAUAUCACGACAUGGAAUCAUGGGAAUGUGACGUUCGGCAGUCUCCCCUCUUUUUUUCUGCCUUUCAUGUACCGAUGCUGAAAGCGAGACAGGAAGUCGCCGCAGAGAGACGCGAGCCGGGGAUUGAGGAUGCGAAUGGAGGCAGAAAUGAGAAGUCUGGGGGUUUUUUUUAUAUAAAUAUAUAUAUAGUUUCUUUUAAAAUCCUUGAAGUGGUGUGAACCCUUUUCUGUUAAAUGAAGAAAAGUGACGUGAUCAUUUCAGCCUUCAGGAGACUCCCGGGCAUGUCGUUUCACUGUACGGCUGCAGUGUCCCUUUACCCAGCAUGCACGUGGCCAUGAUGACGCUCUUCCCUCAUGUUUCCAUUAGAAUUGAAAAACCUAAUAGCUGACUGAUUUUAUUUAUUUAUUCUUUUGGUCGAUAUUUGGACUGUUAUUGCAGGCUUUUCUUCACAUAAGCAGUAAAGUGCCUUUAAACCUUGAAGGAGUAGACGCUUUUGUAAGUUCCAGAGACUUCCGCUGCAUGUGAGCUGAAUCAUGAACAUUUCAGAGCAUAAGGUCAGCACUUCAGGUCCAGCUGGAGAGAGAGUUCAGGGCUAGAGAGUACAGAGAGUAGUUAAGCGCAAGGCAGUGGCACUGAUAGCUGUAUGGCUGUAUGGCUUUGCCAGUUGAAUCUUGAAUCUUCUGGUCACCGGUGCUUCAAAUUCAGUCACUUUACUGCUAAUUCAUUUAUUAUGUAAGGAAUAAGACCCCGAAUUUAAUGGCCGCUUUUCCAAAUUAUACCACAGCACAUCUGAAAUCUUGAUUCGAUUCAUUAUACAAAUAAUCGCAGCUACGAUUCGAAUCACAGGUUUAUUGUAAUACGUUACUAUAGCAACAACAGUGAUAUAUUCAGGUCAGUGAUACUUAGCCUUUUUGGAAAGGAGUCUCCGGUGUCAAUGCUUUGUAACAAGUCCGAGAUGAAGCUUUAACCCUUCAGGACAGAGAUCUUUGUGGUUUCUUAGUAGAAAGAAAUUUUAUUGUCUUAUCAACUUCAAGAGAGAAGUGGGCGUGGCUACAAUGCUUAUAGCUGCAAAUUAUAGCUGUAAAUUAUAUCAAGAUCUGACUUAAAAUUAUUCGUUUUUUAGGGUUUUUUCUUCCAUACUAUGACAUUAAUUUUUUUUUAAAAAUAUGCUACCUUCACCCAGUAACUCCACAUCCCUGUGGUGUUUUAUUUCCUGGCCAAAAAUGUGAAAUAAGGGACACUGCAGCCAGACGUCCAAGAAGAGCUGUAUUUUUUUUUUAGUGUUUGGUUACUAAACUGUGAUUCUGUCUCCUAAAAAUUGUUGCUAAAUGAUACGGAAAAAUAAGAUAUAUAGUAUAUUUGGGAAUAGGAAAUAUAUAUAUAUAUAUAUAUUUAAAUGAUCUAUGUGAGGAAGUUAAACAUAGACAGAAUUUUAAAAAAAACAAAACAAAAAACAAACAAUCUAUCUAUUAAAUAGCGUUUACUUCAGUGUUGCACCGGCACACGUCUGUGACGUGUGUGAGAGAGUGUGAGAAACUUGUACUGUAAUAAGUAACGUCUACGUGUCGCGUGUUUUUCCGUGUGUUAGUACAAGUGGACGAGUGUCUAGAGAGUAUGAGGUUUCGGACCAUUCCACUCUACGUGUCGUGUUCUUCAUGUCUGGUGUACAAAGCCAAGCUGCCUUUCUCUUGCCCAGCAGUUAUCGAGCAGUAAACUCCCAGAGCCGCCAUUUCGGCUCGUCUCCCAUCCCCCCACACGGAGAGCGCCGUCACGUUUGUGUCCCAUUGUUUAGGGUAAACGUCUGGAUCUCCUGAGGUAAACACACUGCCUGAUGUGAAUUUUUUCAAAGCACUGAAAGUCCUUCAUUUUCUUGUCAAUAUAUUUGGUCAAGGAAAUUGUUUUUGCACAGAAGAGACAGAGAAGGGUUUAAACCUGAACCAAAUAUAUUACCGAACUAGGUGUAUAGAAUUAUAACGAGACCCAGUUUCUUUCAUUUUGUCACUGUUCGAGUCUAUGGCUGUGCUCCAAUACUGUCCACCAUCUUUAGGGUUCUCCGGUGAUUUUCUUAUACUUAUUCGGCUUGUUAGAUGAAGGCUGAGAAACCGAGACGAUGUCAGAGAUAAAAUAUCGGAAACUCGUUUGCUUCUUACAAAGCGGCGUUUAUAUAUAGCCGACUUCUCAUCUCGUACAUCGUAGGAGCAGAGGUUGGAAAUGAAGAAUGCAAUUAUUUUAGUACUGUACUUCCUAAGUGUCCGUAAUUUACUUGAGUUUGUUCCCAGCAAAUACUUUUGAACCUUUUACUUUUCUAUAUUAAAAAAUGAAUCAUUACUUUUCUCUUUAAUCACAUUUGUAGCUUUGAAAUAUGUAGUUUGUGUUAGUCUCAAGCUAGCUAAUUAACAGUUAGCUACGGUUUCCCCCUCGUUUCUUACUUUCACUAACUUCAGUGAGUUUCUAUUUCAACUAGUGCAAAGGAUUUGAUGCUGCGCUUCAACGUUUACCAGAUUAUUUAUGUAGUAAUGAACGAGGAAAGAAUCUGGAUUAAUUUUCCAGCUCUGCACACUUUUCUAGCUAGUUAACAGCCUCGCUAAUUAGCGCCCCAGCUCCGAGAGGGCAACAAAAACAACAAAAUUAUAAAAACAGUUCAUGAAUCUUUUGGGAAUGAGUUUAUGAUGGUGUGUUCAAUGAAGAAUUGGAAGCUCUACAGUCCUGCAGGCUUUCAUGACUAGAGUCUGACCCAACUAGCGAAACAAACUAAUUAGCACUUUAGCACUCUAGGUGUGGGAGGGAAAUAGCUAAGUAAACAGGCUGUACAGAUGGAGAAGAAAAUGGCUGCCAUUUUGCUUCCAAUUAAAAAAAUCCUGCAGGAGUCAUGACAGAGUCAUCAAGGGUUUCGGAAAAACAGUAUUGGAGCACGGCCUAGGAAAGUGUGUGUGUGUUUAUCUGUGUGUGUGUGAGAAGAGAUAAAGCACUUUAUGUAUUGUUGAGCAUGAGACAGAGCAGUGUGUUGACUCAGAAAGAGUCGUUAUUACUCUGGAGAGUAUUUGAUGUGCUUGUAAUGUCACACGCUGGGAUCGUCUUCGGUUUUAUCGACUAAAUCGUCUCUUUCGAAAUCAGGUGCUUUGCUAAGUCACUCCAACUGCAAAUCAAAGUUGCACAGCUUUCUAGAAUGUUCCUUCUAUCCCCAGUGUGUGUGUGUGUGUGUGUGUGUGUGUGCUCUGAUGUCAUUCGUUAAACUCAUCGUUUUUCCUGAGUUUGAGGUUUGAAUGUUUUCUCUGCUGUAGUUUGCUGUGUGUUUUUGGUUCAGGAUGCUGUUUUAAAACAUUGCUAGAAACGAGUGUUAUAUACGUCAACUACCUGCUGCCUGAAUACACUGAUUUCUUUUAUUUAUUUUUAUUUAAUCUCCUUUUUACUCACCGAUGUUACCGUCAUUACAGUUCACUUCACUGUGUUUUUUAGUUGUUUCUCUGGGGGCCAUGUUCAGAGUUGGUGAGAACGUUACACGUAUUCAGAGUUUGUUUCAGCAGCUCGAGUUUUUCUGAUCAACACUAAACAUAAUUAUUCUUACUAGUGUAGUUACUGCCUCUGAGGUUGCCAGAUAUUUCUCGAGCUAAUUAGUGCUGAAGUCUAGAGUUACACCUAAAUAAUCCAAAUAAAACUCAACUCUGAAUAUGUCUCUCUCUCUGUCUCUCUCUCUCUCUUUCUCUCUCUCUCUGCUCCCUCUCUGUCUCUCUCUCUCUCUGCUCCCUCUCUGUCUCACUCUCUCUGUCUCUCUCCCUGUCUCACUCUCUCUGUCUCUGCUCCCUCUCUGUCUCACUCUCUCUGUCUCUGCUCCCUCUCUGUCUCUCUCUUUCUCUCUGCUCCCUCUCUGUCUCACUCUCUCUGUCUCUCUCCCUGUCUCACUCUCUCUGUCUCUGCUCCCUCUCUGUCUCACUCUCUCUGUCUCUGCUCCCUCUCUGUCUCACUCUCUGUCUCUCUCCGUGUCUCACUCUCUCUGUCUCUCUCUCUGCCUCACUCUCUGUCUCUCUCCCUAUCUCACUCUCUCUGUCUCUCUCUCUCUCUCUGCUCCCUCUCUGUCUCACUCUCUCUGUCUCUCUCUGUCUCACUCUCUCUGUCUCUCUCCCUGUCUCAGUCUCUCUGGCUCUCUCUCUCUCUGCUCCCUCUCUGUCACACUCUCUGUCUCUCUCCCUGUCUCACUCUCUCUGUCUCUCUCUCUCUCUGCUCCCUCUCUGUCUCACUCUCUGGCUCUCUCUGUCUGUUUCUCUCUCUCUCUCUCUCUGUGUGUGUGUGUGUGUGUGUGCAUUCCAUUCCAUAUUUUAUAGACAGUUUUAAUGUUUUAUCUUAUGGACUGUUCAUCCACAAUAAUAUUUUACAAGUUUUUAUUUCUACAAACGUCAGUGAAAUGAGCAGGCAGUCUCCGUUACUGUAUUUCUUCCUCGUUUAAACGUCUCUCCUGUUUAUCGUGAUCACUCCUGCUGGUGUGUUUGACCAAAACUACUUUGAGUGUGUGAUGUGAAUCUGAACGACUUGAAUGAUUCGGUUACAGCUGCUGUUACUGAAUCACUUGUUAAAGUCAGGAUUAUGUAAGCAUGCAUGCUGCAUGUGAAAUGCGCUGCAUGUGCAGUUUCUCGUAAAUCAGCACAUUUAAUGAUAGUAAAAGAUGAUGAUGGUAAUGAUAAUGAGGAUGAUGAUGAGUCUCCAUGGUAACACACAAACAUCACGUCCUCUUUAGCGCUGUAGUGGUGUGAUGAACAGUCGCACAUAAAAAAAAAAAAACACCAAGUAACAAUCUUACAUAGCAGAAGCAUUUUCUUUUCCUUGUCCAUGUACUAGAUUUCUGAACUUUUUCUUUUCUACCAAGACAUGAUUUAACUCAUGUAGCAACGGUCAGCACAUUUGGGUUUUUAAUGCACAUGUUUCUUUUCCUUUUUACUUUGUUUUUAGAGCAGUUUUGUUCUCUAGGACAAGAAGGAUAGAUUUAUAAUAUAUGAGUACAUAUGCACUGUAUGUGUAUGUAGUGUAUAUCUGCAGUGUACACUGACACAGGGAGCGAGUCUGCGCUGUGCGCCGGCUUCCUCUCCAACCCCACACACUUUGCCUCAUAGAGACUGAGUGGCUUUCUGAUCUAUGUGAAUUAGGAAAGGUUGAAUAAAACACUGGAAAAAUUAAAA
Messenger RNA from Hemibagrus wyckioides, 9202 nucleotides. RefSeq names its product GRAM domain containing 1Bb (gene gramd1bb). Bases 1221 to 3881 code for a protein of 886 amino acids. The record is from RefSeq and is a predicted model, not a curated record. The transcript is spliced from 23 exons. Gene Ontology annotation, cellular component: plasma membrane; endoplasmic reticulum membrane; endoplasmic reticulum-plasma membrane contact site. Gene Ontology annotation, biological process: intracellular sterol transport. Lineage: Eukaryota; Metazoa; Chordata; Actinopteri; Siluriformes; Bagridae. Gene Ontology annotation, molecular function: sterol binding; sterol transfer activity.